UCUCAGCAAUAUUAACGGCUACUAUUUCCAUUCAACUAAUUUUUGAAAAUUUUGUAACCGUGUAAAGAGGAGUUAUAAAAUUGAAAGAUCACAAUCCCCCCUCUUCUCUAUCUCCCUCAUUAUCUUUACAAAACAAAAAAAAAAACUAUUUCAAGUGUUUCUUGAUCUUCACUUCACAACUCUAAGAAACACGUAUCAGAAGUGAAAGAGCGAUAGAAGGAGAUAGAGAAAGGAUGCAUUGGUCUCUUUUGUAGAAAGCAGAGAGAGCCAUACAUUUCUCCAAGAUCUCUUGGAGGAAGAAUUCUUCAGAAUCUCAAGAUUUUUUAAGUGCUUAAUCGAAUAUUGAAUCCAUUUAGGAGGUGGUUUUUGCAAAAUUCUUGCAAAUAUGAAUGAUCUAAUGACAAGAUCGUUCUUAAGUUAUGUGGAACUGAAGAAACAAUCCCAAAAAGACCUUAAAGCCGAACUCGACAUCGAAUCAGGCCAGCUAAACCCCACAGAUGAACCAAACCUCUCUCAGUUCUUCCGUGAAGUCAAUGAAAUCAAGAUCGAAAUGGAAGAGAUUACCAAUCUCUUGUUUGAUCUUCAAACCCUUAAUGAAGAGUCAAAGUCUACUCACAGUGCCAAAGUUCUUCGUGGCGUAAGAGACAGAAUGGAAUCAGACAUAGUUGCAGUUCUUAGAAAGGCCAAGAUUGUGAAGGCAAGACUAGAAUCACUAGACAGUUCCAAUAUAUCGAAUUGCAAAGUCUCAGAAUUGUAUAGAGAAGGGAGUCCUGUUGAUAGGACAAGGAUAUCAGUCACCAAUGGCUUGAGAGUUAAACUUAGGGCGAUUAUGAAUGAGUUUCAGAUCCUGAGAGAGAAAAUUUUUUCAGAUUACAAAGAUGAUCUGAAAAGAAGAUACUACACUGCAGCUGGAGAGGAACCAAGUGCAGAGGUGAUCGAAAAGAUUAUUUCAGGAGGAGGGGGAGUUCAGAUGUUUGAAGGGAAAGGAGUGAUGGACUUGAAGAGUACAGAGAAACAUGAGGCUGUAAUGGAUAUACAGAGAAGCUUGAAAAGGCUGCAUCAGGUGUUUCUUGAUAUGGCUGUUCUUAUUGAAACUCAGGGAGAGAAGAUGGACGAUAUUGAAGAGAAUGUCGCCAAAGCAAGUAAUUUUGUAAGUGGUGGAACAAACAGUCUUUACUAUGCCAAUCAGAUGAAGAAGAAAAGGAAGACAUGGUGUUUAUGGGUUUUGGCUGUGGUGGUGAUCAUAAUUUUGGUUUGCAUUAUAUCUACGUUGGCUACUUGAGAGAGCAGGGAGGGGAACUAUUUGAGUACUGUCAAGUGAUAGUUGUUUUUGUUUCUAGUUGCUUGCCUGUAAAUUCAUGUCUAGUAGAUUUUUUAAUAGUUCAGAAGGGAUCUCUGACUACUUUACAGCUUUAGAUGGCUUUUUGAGUAGUUGAAUCGUGAAUGUGGUUGUCAUUUAGCUAGAUAGAUUUUGAGGUUCCGUUAAUUUGUCACCAAUGUUUCAUAAGCAAAAUUUAGGAGAAACAUUUUAUGAAUGGCGUGUCUACUUAUUCCUGUGUU
Molecule: messenger RNA, 1560 nt
Organism: Populus nigra (black poplar)
Lineage: Eukaryota; Viridiplantae; Streptophyta; Magnoliopsida; Malpighiales; Salicaceae
Product: syntaxin-112-like
Exons: 3
Coding region: 386-1282 (298 amino acids)
Biological process (GO): exocytosis; vesicle fusion; intracellular protein transport
Cellular component (GO): plasma membrane; endomembrane system; SNARE complex
Molecular function (GO): SNARE binding; SNAP receptor activity
Source: RefSeq, a predicted model, not a curated record